AUCUGCAGAUAACACCCUACCCCUGAGAAAGAUCUCUGACAUCGAGUGGAAACGAAAAUGGCACAGCAGCCUAGCCAAGAUCCUUUGGUGCAGCUAGCCCUAAAUGUUGGGCUUACAGCUAUAGCCCAUCCCAUGGGCUACGUGAAAACACUGAUUCAGAUUGGAUAUGAGCCUCUCCCUCCUCAACCUGGCCGAAAUGUGUUCUUCCGCAAGACCCUACUUCUACCUGGAGUUUUCGCAUACUCUCGUCAUAUCUACAAAGUGGAUGGUUUCCUGGGCCUGUAUCGAGGCUUUGUGCCUCGUCUCUGUGGUACUGUGUCCGGAUCGGUCAUCGCAACAAAAGUUGCGCAGAAACUUGACGAGUUUUUCCCGGUCACUGACGAGGAAGACAAAGAAGCCAUCAAGACAAAACCCAAGGGAACUGCCAUUGUAUCCAACCGAACGUUUGUCCUAGAGACCUGUAAGAUGACAGUCUCCCACGGCUGUGCCAUGAUUGUCACCCAUCCGUUUCAUGUCAUUGCCAUUCGGUCCAUGGUGCAGUUUAUUGGACGGGAGUCCAAGUACAGUGGCUGGCUAGAACCAUAUACAGAGUUAUAUUCCGAUAGUGGAAUCCAAGGCUUUUUUGUAGGUCUUGUUCCCAGACUCCUUCAAGAUGUACUGGCACUGUGGAUAGCCAGGUCUCUCUAUCACAUUUUCAACACCCUCCUUCUACAUGACAAGAUGACGAAUGUCACUGAACUGAGGAGCUAUGCACACGCCAUCACAGGGUUCUUGGCAGGAAUCUUGACUUACCCGCUGGGUCUUAUCAGCAACAUGAUGGCCGUCAAUGACUCUGGACUGGUCGCAGGUAGUCCACCAUUCAUGCCCAAGUAUUCUGACUGGAGAGACUGCUGGCGAGAUCUCAAGAGCAAGGGCCUCCUGAAGCGUGGCUCUAGCAUCCUUUUCCGUCGUUACGAGCCAGGAAAGAUGGUCGUUGAACCAAUAGCAGCUACCCCCCUGGACUGAGUGGAACUCCACGCCCCCACCCCAUCAACUCUGUCUAGAGACACAAUAAUGUGAAGGACGUUGAUUUAUAUUAUUUUUGUCAUUAUUUUUUUCCACCAGUGUUUGUGUGUCAGGCAUAUUCCUUUUAUUUUCCUUGACGUAUUUUUAACAGAUACAAACAAUGAUGAAUAUUUCACUGACCAGCUGUGUAUAUUUUUGACCUGAAGAGGGCUUUUUCCAGCUACAUUUAGAGGGUAAGACCAAACUAGACGAAAUGCAUUAAUCUACUCGGUUGAAGGUGUGGUGCAUCAGUUGGUUGCAAUUUUUGAGUUGCAGCAUGAUUACUGAGUAGGGUAAUUUGCCCUAAUGGAAGUACAUUCAAUUAAGGCUACCUCCCAACAUGACAAAGCAAGCCGAGAUAACACAUGCACCCAUGGGAACCACUAGUCAGUGGAUGCGGCUACAUUCCGUGAGUACGUGUACUCCUGUAAGCCUCAGCCAAGUCACUUGAAUGCAGCCUAUUUAAUAAAUUUCACAACUGGGCCAUGAUUUCAUAGACUGCUGAGCCGAAAAAAAUUGCUGAUCAAAUGUUCAUGCUAAACAAAAAAAUCAGCGUGGGACUGGGUCACAGGCAGUAUGCUUUACACUACGUUUUAGCUUGUAGCGUGUUAUUGCUUAGCUAGUUUUCUUUGCUAAGCAACUCUGUGUUUUCAGCAGCCUGUGCUCUUUGAUCUCUUCAAGUCAUUUUAAAAGAUAAAAUUACACCCCAAGCUGUGUGAAAAGAGAUAGUUGUACAUAAUUCUUACCAUGCAUCUGGAGGAUUCUACGCAUUUUCAUAUUCAAGCCUGACGAUUCUUGAGAUGAUGACGCUUUGAACAUUUGCCAAGUUUUUUUGUAAUCAAACCCUUGAAACGGGUUGACUUGAACAGAGAUCACUUUCAAUCGUCAUGCUGCAGAUGAAUUCUAGGCUGAAGCUACUCAGCUGAGCACUUGAGCCAAUUCUCAAAUUCACGCUGACACCUUGGCCACUUUACAUGCUCUGUCAUUGUAGAACUGCAACAUGCAAUUAGUUUGCAGAUGUGUGCGUCGACAGGCUGCUGCGCUGGUUUUUGCAUUUGUACUUUUAACAACAUGCGUUAGAUGCGUCCGUGCAAGAAAGAGAGGCAAAUAAUUGAAGAGAUCUUGAGCAAAAUGUCGGAGUACCUCUGGCAGUAUCAGACACCAGCUUUACAUGAAAGUUUGAUUGACAGGGGCCAACCUUUAUACCCAGCUAGGAACAAACAGUGCACGAGAGAACAAAUAGAUUUAUUCUGCCCACAGAGUCUAUCAAUCACGUCAUUUAUAGAAGCCCCAUGUUCGUUAGUCAUCUACGCAUUUUCAUCUUUGCAAGGAAUCACUGUAUUGAAUAUUCUGGCGAAACACCUAUCUAGGUUUCUAAGCCUCUCAAAGUAACCGGGAAAUUUUGUUUAGAAAUCUCUGUUUCAUUUUUGAUAACGUAAGAUUAAUGUGGAUUGGUCAAAUUUUAAGGAAAGGUUGAUGUGCAUACAAGAUAUUUUUAGGUAAUGACGAAUGCUGUAAAUGUGAAGAUCAAAUUCAAGAUUUGAGGGAGGAUUAUUGUCUCGCCCCCUUUCUUUUUCUGAGGAAGGCCUUAGUCCGAUAAAUUCAGAAUAUGGGUUGAUACACUUUUUAAAAGAUGGAGCAACCAUGUUCACCACAUUGGUCUAAUUGGGUAUUCCAGCUUCUGGUCAAAGAGUGGGUGACUUUUGGGUAAAUUGUAAGACAAAACUUGCAAUAAAAAUGACCGCUGUCCGGAAAAUCCAGCUUGACCCAUCUUCAGUGCCCAACUCGUUUUUCGAGUGUAAUUCAAGACUCGUAACCCUCGCAGAGGAUUGACAAACCUGGACAAAAAUCAUUCCUCGAAAAAAUCUUCAUCAUUUCACAUCAUCCCCGGCACAUCGUCUAACCCAACACAGCCGUGAAAAAGUCUGCUCAUCGUCUCAAUUGUAUCUUGGCAUGUAACAUCAAACCAGAGAACCACUUUUCAUUCGAUCGAAACUUUUUUCAACGAUAUCUUUAGAGGUAGAACGCUGAACGUUUCCCAUUUCCCAUCUGGAACAGAUAACAAACAACUUUGUUAAGUGACAUUCUUUGAAAUUCAACUGUUUUGUUUUUGCUGCGGUGCCUAAUCGAAACUAAAGUAAGACAAAGCGUGACUUUGGAUAAGACACUGCCCUUGGUUAACAUUGAAUCGGUGUUCAAAAUUCGAUUCCAAGGUCAAUUUUUAUUACUCCGUUGGAGAACUUGGAUUCAGGAAUACUUCAUGAGGUUGUGGUGGGCUAGCGCUGUGUCUUCCUUCUCUGCUUUUUUUUCUGAAGCUUUCAUUUUUGUUUGCCAUCCAUCCUGCCUCAAGACUCCUUUUUUAUAGGUCCCGUACACGAGGCGUGUCGCUUUUAGCUUCUUGGCGGGAAAACUGAACAUGUCCUGACAACCCCCCCCCCGGUUUUACCUAAAUGUCACGGCAAUGGCAGUGCAGGCUGCCUGUGUAAUGGAUACCCUGUGGGACUGAAGGGGGUAAUCGUUGGGAGAUAAUGUCACAUAAAGAAAGUGGACAGAUCCAUCAUCACAGCAAGGGAAAGAGCAGAGACAAAGAGCAGGUUGGGAUGUAGGGGAAACAUUAAUCAUCGGCUUUGGUUUAUUUGAUUCAGUGAAACCCGCAGAACGUCCUCUGGUUGACUAAAUUAAAUGGGACGUAAAUGUGCCGUUGGUUUUAAUUCCAAGUCACCGGUGGUUUGGGGGAUGGUUUUUAAUCACAGGAACGGUUUAUUUUACAUACUGAAAUUACUGUUUUCUCUCUCUUCGAUGGCAACAAUCAAGGCACAACGAUUUAUUUUCCACCUUGUUAGUUACACAUAGGCCUACCAUUGUCUUUACUUAAAUAUGGUGAAGGGCGGGUCCCCCAAAGGGGGGGGGGGUAACAAUUUGGAUAUUUCUUUAUGUAACAGUUUAAUAUGGCCUCUCUGAUUGUGAGGCUAAGUUCGGGGGCUUUUCACACGCUUUGAGAAGUGGAAAUGACACUGUCCCUAAAAUUGCUGUUUACUCACGUUUUGCUCUUAGGGGGGUGGCUCCCGUUCCCCCCCCCCCGGACCCGCCAAUGAUUCCGGUAUGAGUCUGACGAACAGUUUGGCAUGUACACUGGUACCCAGUUUCAUCAGAAUUAAGAAUCAAAGCAUUAGAUAUGGUACGCGUGCUGGAUACGUAUGCGGCUCAAAAACACUGGGUGGGCAAAUCGCGACUUCGUGUGGUUAUUUUAUCCCACACAAUUUACGCACUGCGUGUGUGACAUCAAUGUGCUCACGUACAUUGUAUACACUCAUAGGUUUUUGAAAUAACCUCUAAUCGGUGAUACAACCGGCCAGUUUUUCCAAGCUGCAUAUGUACUCGGCAUCUGCACACUUUCAAAUGGUACAUGCAGCUAGAUACGUCUUAACAUCUCCUGGAAUAUUGCUUUUGCUAGUUUCAAAUAAAGUUUCAUUCUUUAAUUUAAAUGUUUUAUAAAGAGAGUGUGAAUAAAUACAUGGUAGUUAUAAAACCAUCACAACUUAAA
This is a messenger RNA of Acanthaster planci (crown-of-thorns starfish), 4588 nucleotides long. RefSeq names its product mitochondrial carrier homolog 2-like. The record is from RefSeq and is a predicted model, not a curated record. NCBI's taxonomy places the organism in Eukaryota, Metazoa, Echinodermata, Asteroidea, Valvatida, Acanthasteridae.